AUGGCUGCGUCCCCAGCGGGGUCCGUGGUGAGCGCUGGGCUGGAGGACAGCCCCUCGGGGCUGAGCCCGGCCCCCGGCAAGGCGCUGAGCCCCGUGCUGCUGUGCAAGGUGUGCGGGGACACGAGCAGCGGGAAGCACUACGGCAUCUACGCCUGCAACGGCUGCAGCGGCUUCUUCAAGCGGAGCGUGCGGAGGAAACUCAUCUACAGGUGCCAGGCGGGGACGGGGCUGUGCCCGGUGGACAAGGCGCACCGCAACCAGUGCCAGGCCUGCAGGCUGAAGAAGUGCCUGCAAGCCGGCAUGAACAAGGAUGCCGUGCAGAACGAGCGGCAGCCCCGCAGCACGGCCCAGGUCCGCCUGGACAGCAUCGAGCUGGACGCCGAGCUGCCGCCCGAGCACCUGGCCACUGCGCGUGAGGGCCCGCCGGCCCCCUGCCCGCCCCCCCGGGGCCCCACCACCGGCGCCCCGGGGCCCCGGCCACCCACGCCGCCCACCAACCACCGCUUCAUGGCCAGCCUAAUGACCGCCGAGACCUGCGCCAAGCUGGAGCCCGAGGACGCUGAUGAGACCGUCGAUGUGACGGGCAGUGAGCCUGAGCGGGCCGUCAGCGAGUACCAGCUAGCGCCCUACCCGGCGGGCAGCCCCGAAAAUGUCUACGAGACCUCGGCCCGUCUCCUCUUCAUGGCCGUCAAGUGGGCCAAGAACCUCCCGGUCUUCUCCAACCUGCCCUUCCGUGACCAGGUGAUCCUGCUGGAGGAAGCCUGGAGCGAGCUGUUCCUGCUCUGUGCCAUCCAGUGGUCCAUGCCCCUGGAGAGCUGCCCGCUGCUGGCCGUGCCCGAGCUGGCCCCCGGCGCCCCUGGCAAGCUGGCACCCACCACCGUGGACGUCCGCGUCCUGCAGGAGACCCUCACCCGCUUCAAGGCGCUGGCCGUCGACCCCACCGAGUUUGCCUGCAUGAAGGCCGUGGUGCUCUUCAAGCCAGAGACCCGCGGCCUGAAGGACCCCGAGCAGGUGGAGAACCUGCAGGACCAGUCCCAGGUGAUGCUGGGCCAGCACAACCGGACGCACUACCCCGGGCAGCCCGUCAGGUUCGGGAAGCUGCUGCUACUCCUGCCGGCCCUGCGCUUCAUCUCCUCGGAGCGCGUCGAGCUCCUCUUCUUCCGCCGCACCAUCGGCAACACCCCCAUGGAGAAGCUGCUCUGCGACAUGUUCAAGAACUGA
Dromaius novaehollandiae (emu) is the source of this 1221-nucleotide messenger RNA. RefSeq names its product nuclear receptor subfamily 2 group E member 3 (gene NR2E3). Gene Ontology annotation, molecular function: zinc ion binding; RNA polymerase II cis-regulatory region sequence-specific DNA binding; nuclear receptor activity. The coding region runs from base 1 to 1221 and encodes 406 amino acids. Gene Ontology annotation, biological process: negative regulation of transcription by RNA polymerase II; cell differentiation; positive regulation of transcription by RNA polymerase II. Lineage: Eukaryota; Metazoa; Chordata; Aves; Casuariiformes; Dromaiidae. The transcript is spliced from 8 exons. The record is from RefSeq and is a predicted model, not a curated record.